GGGACUAUAUUCCACUAUCUGAACAUACUUGGGCUGUUUGAAGGACAUAUAGAUUCAAUCUCCCCAUCAUCCACUGACCACAUUUAAAGUAUUAUGUGAAGUUCUGGUCGGCCUAUUAUAGGAACGACGUGGAGAGGGUUGCCACAAUGCUGUCUGGAAUAGAGGGAAGGACGGCAAUAAAGCUGGUCAGAAGCUGUGGAUUGUGGGUAUACAAUGCUUUCUGGUUUAUUGAGAAGCACACCUGAAUCAGUAUUUCAAUACUACGUCCAGGGUCGACAUUCAGCAUCCAUUGUGAGGAGUGUAAAUAUCCACAAAUGGCUAAAGAGCAACCUGGGUACAUCAGCAUCCUCGUUCGCAAGAACAGAACAAGUCUUCACAAGGGCUGCUAACUUUGCAGAUCGGCUUGCUAUUGUGGAUGAUCAUGGAAGUUACACAUACAAGGAUCUGUACAGAUGCAGCCAGGGCCUUUCAAGGAAGAUUCAGAGUGCUCUGGGGUGUUCUGAUGGUGACAUCAAGGAGCAGAGGAUAUCAAUCUUGUGUCCCAAUGAUGUUUCUUUCGUCAUUGCACAAUGGGCCUCCUGGAUGAGUGGCGGUGUGGCAGUCCCCCUCUACAGGAAGCAUCCAGUUCCAGAGCUUGAGUAUGUUGUUCAGGACUCUCAGAGCACUUUAAUCAUUGUGGAGGAGGAUUACACGGAACUGAUAACACCAAUUGCUAACAGACUUCAGGUGAAAUGCCUUCCAUUAUUUAAGACCCAACGAUGUGCCCCUGAUCCCAGGCAGUCAUACCGAUGUGCUGAUUUUCCAGUGGCAGAUGCUAACUAUAUUGUCGCAGACUGGAGACCAAGAGGAGCCAUGAUCUUGUACACCAGUGGAACAACAGGGCCGCCCAAAGGAGUCCUCACCACCCACGGCAUUCUGAGGAGUCAGAUAACCGCCCUGGUGAAGCAGUGGGAGUGGAGCAAGGACGAUGUGAUCUUGCACGUGCUACCUCUGCACCACCUGCAUGGAGUCGUCAACAAGCUGCUGUGCCCACUCUGGGUGGGCGCUACCUGUGUGAUGCUGCCAGAAUUCAAUGCUCAGCGGGUAAGUGGGAACAUGGCUAAUGAUGGGGAGGGGAAAAAAUGUUACAGGCAGCAUCUGUGGAGGGAAAUUGACAGAGGAACUGCUGAGUUCCUCCAGCUGUCUGAUUUUGUUUCACAAGAAUUUUUCCUCAAUUGGAGUGCUUGAGUUGAGUUAUCAAGUGAAAUUGGAUAGGCUGCGUCUGUUUUUGGUGGGGCGAAGGAGGCUGCAAGGUGACAUGAUGGAAGUAUAUCAUGUUACCUCUUAGAAUUGUACAUGCCUGCAAUGAGCUACCAGUGGAGGUGGAGGCAUGAACAACGUUUAGUUUAGAGAUAUAGCGUUUUGGCCCACCCUCAAGAAACAUCUGGACAUGUACUUGAAUGAGCAGGGCAUA
Messenger RNA from Amblyraja radiata (thorny skate), 1453 nucleotides. Its product is annotated as malonate--CoA ligase ACSF3, mitochondrial-like. Gene Ontology annotation, biological process: fatty acid metabolic process. NCBI's taxonomy places the organism in Eukaryota, Metazoa, Chordata, Chondrichthyes, Rajiformes, Rajidae. Gene Ontology annotation, molecular function: medium-chain fatty acid-CoA ligase activity. The record is from RefSeq and is a predicted model, not a curated record. The transcript is spliced from 3 exons. The coding region runs from base 214 to 1227 and encodes 337 amino acids.